AUGCGGUGUAUUUCGUGUACUAAGAGAAAGCUGUGGUGGUCUUCUUUCGCCCUGCUGGCUGUAUCAGUAACCAUCCUAAGCAAUGUGGCGAUCCUGGCGCGUCUAUUCCUAUCCACAUAUAAGCAGAGAUUGAAUGCAGUGUCCCCUGCACAUGGUUUCUAUCAUCUAAGAUUUGCUCAAAACUUCCAUACAGAUAUUCAGAAGCCGUCUACAACACACACACUAGAGUUUCUUGCGACAUCAGUGACAAGAUCUGUAACUGAUGCACGUCCAACUUACAGAUCUCAUGAUGAAAUACAUGAAGCUGAAGGCUACUUUUCUAACCAAACGUUGCCAUCAUAUCUGCGCGAGGGACUUUUAAAGCCGGGAACCAAAGAAGAAGCUAUAGCACGGAAACUGAUGAGUGUUCGCCGACACAAGAUAGUCAAUUCUCAUCAUUACGGGUAUCGGAUCAAUCCGCUACAUGUGUGCGCCAACAAGGUUGUGGAGAUUGUUCUCUGUGUGGUUUCAGCUGUGAAAAACGUCAACUUCCGACACAGGUUUCGUUAUGCUAUUAAGAGUGGAUAUGCUGGGAUUUGGAAUGAGAUCAACCAAGUAGUCCUGCUAUUUUUCCUCGGUUUGCCCACUGGGGACGACUCUCAAAGCCUACAAGAAAUGGUGAACAACGAAUCGCUGGUGUAUGGCGAUAUUGUACAAGGCACGUACCUCGACACGUACAGAAAUCUCAGCAUUAAAACAGUGUCUAUUCUAAAAUGGGUUAGUACUUACUGCUCUAACGCCAACUUUGUUAUAAAAACAGACGAUGAUUGUGACGUUAAUAUUCCCCUGAUGAUAACAGAGCUACACAAGAAGCAACAAGAAGUCCCCUUGUUUAUUUUAGGGAAGGUCUCCAGAAAACUGACUCCAGUGCGCAUCGCUAAGAGUAAGUGGUAUAUCCCACGUUCCUUGUAUGGGGAAGACAAGUUUCCUACCUUCAUGUACGGUGGUAGCCAGGGCUAUCCCACGGCAGUAGCCAAAUUAUUAUAUGAGGCAUCACUUAGAAUUCCACUUUUCUGGCUGGAAGAUGUAUACAUAUCUGGCAUCUGUGCCAGUAUGUUAAAUAUCCCAAGAUUUGAUAGCCCGGCUUUUUACUUUUCGCAUUUCCCGCCUCCCAGCGAAACAGAAUAUUAG
Molecule: messenger RNA, 1170 nt
Organism: Candidula unifasciata
Lineage: Eukaryota; Metazoa; Mollusca; Gastropoda; Stylommatophora; Geomitridae
Source: the annotation of a GenBank genome assembly